Molecule: messenger RNA, 4942 nt
Organism: Neopelma chrysocephalum (saffron-crested tyrant-manakin)
Lineage: Eukaryota; Metazoa; Chordata; Aves; Passeriformes; Pipridae
Gene: ARMH4
Product: armadillo-like helical domain containing 4
Exons: 8
Coding region: 116-2377 (753 amino acids)
Source: RefSeq, a predicted model, not a curated record
CUCCGCCCGUGCGGCCGCGGGGCUGGGGCAGCGGCGCCGAGGAACCGCCGGGACCCAGGCCUUGCACUCUGGAUUUGUCAGCCUUGCAGGCUUCUGGACACAUCUCUUCUCAGCCAUGGGGAGAUCAGUAGGAUUUAAUGUCUGUGUGGUCACCUGCAGCAUCCUGCUCUUGCCCUCCAUCCUGCCGUGCCUUGCAUCUCAGCCCCUGGAGGAGGGGGACACGACCAAGGUCCAGCAUGGCCCCUGGGCAGGGAAUGGGCUGGAAGAUGAAAGGACUGGCAUGGUGGACUUGAAAAAUACCUUGGGCCCUUCUGAGCAGACAGUUUCUGAAGAGCCAUGUGGAGUGUCAGCAGAGCCGUCUGGGACACCCUUGAAUGAAGCUUUCACUGCAGAAGAAGUGCUCCCUGUGAGCCCCAGCCAUGUCAGCCCCAGCACCCAGGGCCUGGGUGACCACACCUCUGCUGGGGCAGUGGCUGCUGUGAGUGGGGAGGAGAUUGGUCCCACGAAGUCAGAGCUGGAUGAGGAUGAUGCCCUCAAGGCCAUGCUGACCACAGCUGUGACCACACUGAGCCCCCCUGGCCAGGAGGAGUCUGUGGGUGGCCCCAUCAGCGAGGUCACCACAGAAGGUGGUGUGGCAGAAGAGCACAGCUCUGGCAGCCCCUCAGCAAACCCCCCCCUUCCUGGGACAACUGUGGAGGAGCAGGAGGGGGCAGAGAGCAGCUCACACCCCUCAGCUGUGCCCCAGCCCACGCUGACCCCCAGCUCUCCCAGCUGGGAACCAGCGAGUGACCACCCUGUUAUCCCAACUCCCCAGGCUCCUGGUGUGACCCCUGAGGUGGGAAUGCUGAGACCCCACACAGGGAGCCCUCUGAAAUCCCUGGCUCCACCAGUGUCUGUGGCUGCCGAACGUCCCCUCGCGGUGACCGAGGCCUCCCUUCCCCCAGAAGCAGGGACAGGGGUCACACAAGAAGAGCUGCCCACCACAGCUGGCACUGCCACCAUCCACCCUGCUGACACUGUGCCACCUGACUGGGAUGACACAAAGCUGGGGGACAUCAGUCAAGGGGGAAGCACGUCUCAUGAGGAGGUGACAGAGGACCUGGGGAUGACAAAACCAUCCCAGACCCCACAGGGAGGUGUGGGGGAGGAAGAGGACGCAACAAGGGCACUGCCAUCCCCAGUGUCCCCUCCACCAGAGCCUGAGCUUGCCGAGGAGACCAACUGCACAGUGCCAGCGCAGGGAGAGGAGCUGCCAGCAACUUCCACAGGCAGCAGUGGUGCUUCCCACACUGGGAAUGUGACGUAUGGAGACACGGCUGAUCUGGACUCGCUGGAAAACGCAAGUGCAGUCACAGCAGAGGAGGAGAAAAGCAUUCUGCCAUCACAGUCAGAGGCUGCUGUGGGGACAGAGACACAGCCUGAGCUCUCCCCUACUCUGGAAAGCUCAUGGGAAGGUGUUGCUCAGGAGGUGACAACAGUUGCCCAGGAGGCUGAUGCUGGUCUGUCAGUUGUGGCAGUGGUGCCUGGUGCUACCCAGGGAGCAGGAGCUGCGAGCUUUCCCCAGGAGAACAGUGGGGAAGACACCCAGAUGCUGACUGCUCCCAGUGCCACCGAGGUGCUGGUGGCAACUGGUGCUUCCUCCGCGGUGAACACUCUGGAUGUUGAAGAUCUCACGGAUGGGAUCCUGGUCACCAGUGCGAAGGCUGUCCCAGCUCCUGGUGGGAUGCCUUCUACCCCAUCUGGACAGACAGAGGAACCAUCCAGCAGAACUGUGGUCCUGGUCACUCCAGCAUCCAUGGCCUCUUCUGCCAGGAGAACAGCCCUUCCCUCUGUGCGGAGGAUCAGCACGGCUGUGACCUACGGGCUGGACCGCCUGGAGUCGGAAGAGGGUGAAGAAGAGGAGGAGGAAGAAGAAGAGGAGGAGGAAGAAGAAGAGGAGGAAGAGGAAGAUGAGGAGGACAAAGACCUAGAUCUGAUGGAUGAAAGCAUGGAGGGCGACACGGAGCUGCCGGGUUUCACACUUCCAGGGGACACCUCCCAGGAUCCCAUAGCUGGCCUGGAAAACCCUGUGGCCCAGCUGGCUGGGGUGUCCUACCAGGUUCCUGACACCAUCGAGUGGGAGCAGCAGAACCAGGGUCUGGUGAGAAGCUGGAUGGAGAAGCUGAAAGAUAAGGCAGGAUACAUGUCGGGGAUGCUGGUUCCCGUGGGAGUGGGGAUAGCAGGAGCCCUGUUUAUCCUGGGAGCACUCUACAGCAUCAAGAUUAUGAACCGCCGAAGGAGAAAUGGCUCGAAGAGACAUAAAAGAAAGCAGAGGGAGUUUAACAGCAUGCAGGACCGAGUCAUGCUCUUGGCUGACAGCUCUGAAGACGAAUUUUGAACCGGACUGCGGUGCCCUUGUGACUUUUCUGAGGAGGGAGGGAGAGGGAGAAGAAGAACAAGUGACUCUGUGCUGCAUCCCUGCUCUCUCCACCACCCCAGGGCCCCAGCAGGGCUCAGUGCCCUGGCCAAGGCAUGCUACGCUCUUCGUGUCCCGCCAGUGAUGUUUGUUUGAUACAGUAGUGGAGAUUUCACAUUUCAGAUCCACAGCGCGUCUUGUUACAGCUGGAGCUGAUCCAUAUGGAUGAUUAUUUUCCUAUCACCCUGGUGUACUGUUUUGGUCCUGGCUGGCAGUAAUCUAAUCAUAACAAUAGCUCUCACCUAACCCGGGAAUGGAAAUCUUUACUGUGAAUGACUGCUGUCCAAUUAAUUUUAAAUGUUACAUUACCUGAGCUAGAGUUCAUUAGUGCUAAGAUUAGCUGCUCUGCUUAAUUAAUGAGUUGUACACCUGAACUGUGUCCCUGGCCACCUGAGAAGUGCCCAUGUACAGUGUUCUUGAUUCAGUUUGAAGCACAUUUCUGCACUUGGGUGCCCGACUCUCACCCUUGCUCUCUCCCUUCAGCUCUGCUCCACACUGCUUGGAGACACAUGGGAAUGGCCUCAGCACUUGAUUUCACCACAAAAAUCCUGUCCAUUUUCAACCAGCACCGUCUGUUACAGCACAAUAAAUACCAGCGCUCGCCUACUGACGGGUGGUCUUGCAUGGAUCUCUCAGCUCUUGGUCAGUGUAGGUCAGAGAACAGGCAGGUCAGAGGCUUCCUCAGCUCCUGCCUCCUGUUUGAAGGACACUAGUUAGUGGUUCAUCUCUUUCCAAGGCUGCUUUCCCAUAGAGAUGAAAGAGGAGCAUCUGUCCCGCUGGAAAUUGCAUUUUCAGCCCCUGAAAGCUGCACGAACAGCACCUUUGGGGGAUUUGGAUGGGUCUUGUCUUAUAGAAUCACAGAAUGGUUUGGGUUGGAAGGGACCUUCAAGACUGUCUCAUUCCACCCCUCUGCCACGGGCAGGGGCACCUUCCACUAGACCAGGUUGCUCCAAGCCCCUGGCCUUGGACACUUCCAGGGAUGGGGUAGCCACAGCUUCCCUGGGCAACUGGUCUCCAGACCACGGGGUACAGAAAGGCACUCAAGGUUGUGGAGCAGGUGACUGUCAGUGUUGAGGGAUUCCUGGCUAAUAGUGGGAAAGCAGCCACAGCUGGAGAGGUGUUUGCUGUGGGGAUGUGAAAUGCCCACACUGGGAACCUUUGGCCAUGGGGGGGAAGGUGGAGCUGUAGGACAGGUGGAUUCAGGGGUCAUGGUGGUGAAACCAAGGGUGGCACAGAGUGAGGGCAAGCUGCUGUGCUGCCUGGGUUAGCCCUGCUAGCCCUGGGUUACAGGGGGAGGCACAGCCAGUGCCUGAGAUGUCACAGGCACCAGACAGGGGAGGCUGAUGUUGCUUUGCACAGAAACGCUGUCAAAAUAGCCAGAAAAGGGGCUGCGUUACUUGAUCUCUGCUUCUGGUUAUGGAAUUACUUCAGUCUGACAUUUUGUGCAAAGCAUCCAUGUUUCUGAGGUGGGAAUCACUGUUUUGUGGAGAAUCAUCCUUGAUGUUAUGAACAGUGACUGUUGCCAGAGGAGACCUGAUCAGAGAAAUAAGGGCAGACCACACAUCUGUGAGAUUAAAUCUCACUGAGCCUUUGAAGAAGUGGAGGGAGGAGAGUUUGAGGAGGGGCAGGUACAGGAUGUCAUUCCUUGUGAAGGUGGAAAGAUGGUAAAAGGUAGAUGUUGAUGAUGGGAAGCAAAUGCCUCGUGGGAGUGUAAGUGGGAUUGCAAGGUAGAAAGGACAUUCAGAAGCCCCUCCUCAGGCUGAGGUCUCUCUGAGGAGGUCAGAACCUCCUCUGGACAUUAAGUCACCAGAUGUGAUGUUCAGCUCUGAAUAAUCUGUGCUCUUCAGAGCCCAGGUACUUUCCUGUGAGCCUUACCUCUACACCUACUGAGUCAUCUCCCAUCUGGAGAAGGGCAGGUGGGACAACCUGGUUUCAAAAUGCUGCUGAUGCAAGUCUUCCAGUCAAACAGCUGUGUGUGGUCCCUUACACAUUCAUCCCACCAAGUUUAUGGGAAGCAGGCUGGGGAGACUGGUCUAUCAACAUUUUGGGGAAGGUCUUCAUACCCUAGUCCCUCUAGGUCAGGCUUUCCCAGGCAGGGCUCCACAGUGCAUCUCUCCCUUCUUGUUCCUGAAACUUUAACGAGGAGAAUCUUGCCCUGCUAAAAUCAGCCCCACAUCUUUAACAGGCACUGAGGGGCAAUCCACCAAGUCCAGGUGCCCCUACCCAAAAUUAAAGCCUCUUUCUCCCAUAAUGAGCGAUCACUCCAAGUUAAGAUGAAGUUUUCCUUCCAGACUCAUCUGUCCCUAUUUUCUUCUCAUUCCUGUCUCUUGGAGGUGCUCAGGAAGUGCUAACAGCCCAGGUGAGCAUUGCUGACUGUCUUGCAGCAUUGGAAAUCAGGAAAUGUUGUCCCUUGGGCUCUUUGGUGAUUUAUUCCUGGCAAGGUAUGAUGGGGGUUGCAAAGUGAAAUGACUUCUCCCUUCCAGGUUG